AUGGAGUCUACUCAUGUCAAUUCAGGUGCGACACAUCAUUCACCAAUUAUUGACGAACAAUUCGCAAAGAAUGGAAAUAUACUUGAGGAGCCAAUCCAUUAUGAAGCGAUAGAAUAUACGUCCCCUGGUGGUCGUGAGUAUUUUACACCCAAAUGCGAUGAAAAGUAUAAGCCGCAUGUAGAUAGGGCUUUUCCCACUGUUGAUGCUGCAUAUGAGUUCUACCGAGAAUAUGGACGUUUAUGUGGAUUUGAUGUGCGCAAGAGUUCUGCCAAACAUGCUCCUGAUGGUACACUCAUUCUCAAGUACAUAGAAUGUAGUUGGGCUGGUACGUAUGAUGAAAAUAAGCAAACAACAUUUGAAGUUGUUGCUAAGAAGCCCAUUAAACAUCGGCGGACAAGUUCACGUAGGUGUGAUUGUAAUGCUAUGAUCAAAGUAAAAUAUACCGGUCUCAGUGGUUAUGUUGUAUCAUAUUUCGUUGAGGAUCACAAUCACGCAUUAGCUUCCGCCUCCGGUGUUGAUAAUCACUGGAGCAAUGUGACAUUUGCUGCUGCACUGGUUGAGAAAGAAGAUCAUACCAACAUUAAGUGGGCGUUGGAUGCUUUUACCAAAUGCAUGGAUCAUAUUCCUCCAUGCGUCAUAACAGAUCAAUGCCUUGGAAUAAAUAAGGCCGUUUCGCUCGUUUGGCCUGAAACCAUACAUCGUUAUUGUUGGACGUCUUUUAUUGAUGAAUACGAUUUGGGUGAUAAUGACUGGCUUACUGAUAUGCAUGUCAUCCGUAAAGAAUGGAUCCCUUCUUAUUUUAAUAAUGUUGCAAUGGCUGGCUUGCUUAGAACAACGUCACGUUCAAGGAGCUCAAACUUCUACUUUAAACAUUUUCUUAAGAGUGGGGAUACUUUGCUUGAGUUCUUCUCUAAAUAUAAAAGUGCAAUUGAGAAACAACGUCAUUUAUUUGAAGAUAACAACCAGCUCUCAAUAUCCGUUCCAAUACCAGCCACCGAGUUGAAGAUUGAAAUAGAUGCUGCAAAAAUAUAUACACGUCAACUGUACUACCUAGUCAGGGAAGAAAUAGAAUCGGCGUGGUACCAUACAAGCAUUGAUGAAGUUAGUCUUAUUGAAGGCGUUAAACAAUUUAAAAUAAAAGAUGCAUUAUUAAAGGGAAGAUUGUUUGAGGUUACUGUGAGACUUGCUGAUCACGAUGUGAAUUGCGAGUGCAAAUUCUAUGUCCGGAGAGGUUACUUAUGCAGACAUGCGUUUGCAAGUUUGCAUCAAUGUGGUGUUUCCAAAAUUCCACUAGCUUUUAUUAACACACGUUGA
Messenger RNA from Daucus carota subsp. sativus, 1314 nucleotides. Its product is annotated as protein FAR1-RELATED SEQUENCE 3-like. The record is from RefSeq and is a predicted model, not a curated record. Gene Ontology annotation, biological process: regulation of DNA-templated transcription. The coding region runs from base 1 to 1314 and encodes 437 amino acids. Gene Ontology annotation, molecular function: zinc ion binding. NCBI's taxonomy places the organism in Eukaryota, Viridiplantae, Streptophyta, Magnoliopsida, Apiales, Apiaceae. The transcript has 5 exons.